ACCGCUUAGGAGGGCAUGGGAUGGUUGUGCCGCGGCCUGAUACAGAAGCGGGUCAUUUUGCAGGCUCUGCCGACUUCGGGCCUCCCUUCGCGGGCCCCGCUCUUCCACCCCCUCAAGGCCCAGGGCUUCUGGACCUCACCCCGCGCCCUUUCCGCCUCUCGCUCCCCCUGUUGGCAAAGCCGGGCCUGCUCCAGAGCCGCCUCCCUCCGCCAUGCGCCGCCUCACUUCCUCCUAAGCGCUGCCGGGGCGGGGCUCUUUCCUUUUACGCCGGCUUCGGCCCUGAGCAGCCGCUUUUCUCACCACCUCAGCGGCGAAGAGCCCCAAGAAAUGCCCGCAGCCCCCCGGCCCGACUACCAGAGCGAGGACGAGUUCGAGCCUGAGACCCCCAUGGAUUCCGACACCGUCUUGGAGGCCGGCAACGGCAAGAAGCGCAAGAAGGAUAAAAAAGAUAAAUCUAAAAAAGAGAAACUGAAGCAAAAAUCCCUGCAGGAGGAGAAUGAGCUGUCUGAUUCAGAAUUAGAGCCUCCAAAGUCAAAGAAAAUGAAGAAAAAGAAAGGAAUGGAUGAUGAUAUUGAAACCGUAAUUGCAGAAUACAAGACAACAUCCCCUAUAAGUAAUGGGGUUGACCACUCAAAAACACAGAGUAAUUUUGGUGAAGAAUCAAAUACAGAGUGUGAAAGUGACCAAGAUCAGGAAUUGACAGCAGAGCAAAAGGAAGGAGACUUUGUCAAUUUUGAUCUCUCAAAAGCCACUAUUGACCUUCUCAAAGCUCGUGGAGUUAACUACCUGUUUCCGGUACAAGUAAAGACUUACCAACAUAUAUAUGAUGGCAAAGAUGUGAUAGCUCAAGCUCGGACUGGAACUGGGAAGACGUUCUCUUUUGCCCUUCCAUUAAUUGAAAAACUUCAUAGAGAUUCUCAGGAAAGAAAAAGAGGCCGAACACCAAAGGUGCUAGUUCUUACUCCAACAAGAGAGCUGGCAAUGCAGGUAGCCAGAGAUUUCAAAGAUGUCACAAAGAAACUCUCGGUGGCUUGCUUCUAUGGAGGAACAGCAUAUAAUGGACAAUUUGAUCUAAUUCGAAAUGGUAUUGACAUCCUGGUUGGGACUCCAGGCCGAAUCAAAGACCACCUUCAAAAUGGCAAGUUGGAGAUUUCUAAUCUGAAGCAUGUUGUCCUGGAUGAAGUUGAUCAGAUGUUGGACAUGGGCUUUGCUGAACAAGUAGAGGAAAUCUUAGCAUAUGCAUAUAAGAAAGAUUCUGAAGACAAUCCACAGACAUUACUCUUUUCUGCAACAUGCCCACAUUGGGUUUACGAUGUAGCAAAGAAAUACAUGAAAUCCAGAUAUGAGCAAAUUGAUCUUAUUGGAAAGAGGACUAAAAAGACUGCUAUGACUGUAGAACAUUUGGCUAUUGAGUGUCAUUGGUCCCAAAGAGCUGCAGUCAUUGGAGAUGUUAUUCAAGUCUACAGUGGUAGUCACGGACGAACCAUCAUCUUUUGUGAGACGAAAAAAGAGGCAACUGAACUGGCCCUGAAUGCCUCAAUAAAACAGGAUGCACAAUCUUUACAUGGUGACAUCCCACAAAAGCAGAGAGAGGUCACACUGAAAGGCUUUCGUAACGGAUCAUUUGGCGUCCUGGUUGCAACCAAUGUAGCUGCCCGUGGCUUAGAUAUCCCAGAGGUUGAUCUGGUCAUACAAAGCUCACCACCAAAGGAUGUAGACUCCUAUAUUCAUCGUUCUGGGCGCACAGGCCGUGCUGGACGAAAUGGGAUGUGUAUCUGUUUCUAUCAGCGCAAGGAAGAUUUCCAGCUAAGACAAGUCGAACAAAAAGCGGGGAUUACAUUUAAACGUGUGGGUGUUCCUACAGCAACGGAAAUCAUUAAAGCUUCCAGUAAAGAUGCAAUCAGAUUUUUGGAUUCUGUUCCUCCAUCUGCCAUUGACUACUUCAGACAAGCUGCUGAAAGACUAAUAGAGGAAAAGGGAGCAGUGGAAGCUCUAGCUGCAGCACUGGCUCAUAUUUCAGGAGCUACUUCCAUUGAACAACGUUCUUUACUCAACUCUGAUGCGGGUUUUGUGACCAUGACACUUCAGUGCUCAGUAGAAAUGCACACCAUUGGAUAUGCUUGGCGAGGUCUGAAAGAGCAGCUGGGUGAGGACAUCGACAGCAAAGUGAAUAGAAUGCGUUUUCUCAAAGGGAAGAUGGGUGUGUGUUUUGAUAUACCUGUAGCUGAACUAAGUAAAAUACAGCAAACAUGGCAAGACACAAGACGCUGGCAACUUUCUGUGGCAACAGAAUUGCCUGAACUUGAAGAAUCCCGUGAGAAUGGUCGAAGUGGUGGCGGCGGCGGCGGCUCAGAAUUCAGGAACGGGAGACGAGGUGGAGGCGGAGGCUUCAAUAGGCAUGACAGAUUCAGAAAUAGGGGCCAAAAACGAAGCUUUAACCAGGCUUUUUGAUCAUUCGUUAAUGUCAUGUAUUUAAAUGGGACUACAUUUCUUGUUUUAUCAAAAGUAAAAUUGAUUUACACUUUC
Elgaria multicarinata webbii is the source of this 2526-nucleotide messenger RNA. It is a transcript of the gene DDX21, whose product is annotated as DExD-box helicase 21. Gene Ontology annotation, molecular function: RNA helicase activity; ATP binding; RNA binding. Bases 16 to 2451 code for a protein of 811 amino acids. The record is from RefSeq and is a predicted model, not a curated record. NCBI's taxonomy places the organism in Eukaryota, Metazoa, Chordata, Lepidosauria, Squamata, Anguidae. The transcript has 15 exons.